Anopheles moucheti is the source of this 909-nucleotide messenger RNA. RefSeq lists its product as uncharacterized. The transcript has 2 exons. The record is from RefSeq and is a predicted model, not a curated record. Lineage: Eukaryota; Metazoa; Arthropoda; Insecta; Diptera; Culicidae. The coding region runs from base 1 to 909 and encodes 302 amino acids.
AUGCACUUCAUUGCAGGAUAUCUUCUAAGUGUAGUCUUACUUCCACUCGGGAUGGCCGACUUCAUACCUUGGUUGAUCGUCCCCGAAACGGCACCGACGCGCCAUCAACUCAUCACCGGCAUCGGUAUUCCCGUCGGUACGCCGGAAUCCAUCACCAGCGGGUGGGUCGUCAAGGCGCAAUACUUUCUGCCCACGAAGGUGGAUGAUCUGAAGCCAGAGCUGUGGGAAAACUGGAACGAUAGUCGGAGGGCAGUGUCAAGGCGGGAUCUUUCCGACUUGGAUGCGGAAGAUCCUGUGAAGGUCACUCAGCUUCCGGUCACGCGCGGUCACGAGCAGUAUGCGGUGGACAGUGUGUCAGUACGUGAAGAUCCUCUUGAUAACUCUUCCGACGAGACGAUCCUCGGUGAGGAAUUCGACGAUGGAGAUGACAACUACUGGAAGGACGCAGAGGAUGAUCGGAUUUUACAGCAAGCGGACAGUGAACGGUGGCCUUCACCGAAGGAAAUCGAUGCGAGCCAGCUCGAUGGGUACAGCGCCGAACAGUCCCGUUGGACGACGUACAAAGCCAUGGAAACGCUAAGCGCAAACCAUGGCCUACCGGGACGACCCUGUGUUUUGCGCAGUGUGUGUGAGUCGGCUGCCGCACCGUUUACCCACACCGGUGGUAUCUUUGCCGAGCUGCUGCACAUCGUUUUUACUCCCUCGAGCACGGCGGAACCAUUGUCGGAGCACCGGGAUAACGAGUACUUCCGGGCGGAACAGCUCGGCCGCGACGGUGCACCCUGUGAGCGUAUCUUUCCCGAGUGCGUCCACUCACUGCUGGACAUCUUUACCGGGGUGCACGAUCCGGAAACGAACGCGAUGCGGCUGCUCCACGACGAGGUGCGGGCCUAUCUGAUGCGAAAGUGA